Oncorhynchus gorbuscha (pink salmon) is the source of this 4322-nucleotide messenger RNA. RefSeq names its product flavin-containing monooxygenase 5-like. Gene Ontology annotation, molecular function: NADP binding; N,N-dimethylaniline monooxygenase activity; flavin adenine dinucleotide binding. Bases 23 to 1762 code for a protein of 579 amino acids. The record is from RefSeq and is a predicted model, not a curated record. NCBI's taxonomy places the organism in Eukaryota, Metazoa, Chordata, Actinopteri, Salmoniformes, Salmonidae. The transcript is spliced from 11 exons.
UUGCUCGGCAAUAAAGGCUGUGAUGAGCUCUUCCCUUUUGACACACACACACACACACACAACCCUCACCUGCCGACACACAACACAAAGUUCCAUCAUGGUGCGUACCGUAGCAGUGAUUGGGGCGGGUCCCUCAGGUCUGACCAGCAUCAAGAGCUGUCUGGACGAGGGUCUGGAGCCCACCUGCUUUGAGAGCAGUGAUGACAUCGGGGGGCUGUGGAAGUUCAAGGAAGUUUCUGAGCCCAACAGAGCCAGUAUCUACCGUUCCCUCACCAUCAAUAUCUCCAAGGAGAUGAUGUGUUUCAGCGACUUCCCCAUCCCAGCUGACUACCCCAACUACAUGCACCACUCCCGUAUCCUGCAGUACUUCAGGCUCUAUGCUGAACACUUCAAACUGCUGCAGCACAUCCACUUCCAGACCAGUGUGCGGAGUGUGAGACAGAGGCCAGACUUCAGUCAUUCAGGCCAGUGGGAGGUGGUGACAGAGAACAGGGAGGGACAGGAGGAGAGACACACGUUUGACUCUGUCAUCGUCUGCUCUGGUCACUACUCCUACCCACACCUUCCACUUAAAGACUUCUCAGGUAUUGAGUCGUUUGAGGGGAAGUACUUCCACAGUUGGGAUUAUAAGGGUCCAGAGGACCUUCAUGGGAAGAGGGUGGUGGUGAUCGGCAUCGGCAACUCUGGAGGAGACAUCGCUGUGGAGUCCAGCCGGGUGGCCGAGCAGGUGUAUCUGAGCACGCGUCGCGGUGCGUGGGUUAUACGUGUGCUGUCGGACAACGGCUUGCCCGUGGACAUGAAGUAUAACACACGCUUCGUCCACAUCCUGUUCCAACUGCUGCCAGUUAACUGGCUCAGCUGGUUCGGAGAGAAGAAGCUCAACGCCAUGUAUGACCACACCAUGUACGCCCUCAAACCCAAACACAGGUUGUUCAGUACGAUUCCAGUGAUAAAUGAUGAGCUUCCCAAUAAGAUCUUGACUGGUGGAGUCAUGGUCAAACCCAAUGUCCAACAGAUCAGAGGCUCCAGUGUGGUGUUUGAGGAUGGGAGUGUGGUGGACAAGGUGGAUGUGAUUGUGUUCGCUACGGGUUACAACUACGACUUUCCCUUCCUGCCUCCCAACGUAAUGCAUAAGUCUGGCCACCGGUUGGGGCUGUACAAGCAUGUGUUUCCCCCCACCCUGGAGCACCCCACCAUGGCCGUAGUAGGCUUCAUCCAUGCCCUGGGUGCCAUCAUGCCCCAGGCAGAGAUGCAGUCCCGCUGGGUCUCACGUGUCUUUAAAGGUCAUAAGAAGCUACCGUCCAACCAGGCCAUGCUGAAGGCUGUGGAGUGCGACACCAAGGACAUGGACAAGAACUACAUCGUAUCCAAGCUGGUGCCGCUGCAGGUGGACUUUGUGUCCUACAUGGAUGACAUUGCUGGAGAGGUAGGGGUCAGACCCAGCCUGGCCUGGCUGUUCUUCACUGACUACCCCCUAUUCAAGAGGGUUCUGUGGGGUCCCGUCACUGCCUACCAAUACCGUAUCACCGGCCCAGGGAAAUGGUCCGGGGCACGCCGAGCCAUCUUCACCCAGUUUGAACGCAUGUUCCAGCCCUUCAAGACCAGACAGGUGGAGGAGAAGCAGGGAUGUUCUGUGGCGGGCCGUCUGCUAAAGCUCAGCCUUACAGCGAUGAUGGGAGGAGCAGCAGCCUACUACUUCCACCUCCAUCCACCCUCCUCCCUCACCUACCUUCUCUCCAAACUCACACCUCAGAGAGCCUGAACACCAUCUACCUCCACCUCCCUCCUCUCCACCCUCAACCCCCAGAGAGUCUGAACACCAUCUUCCUCAACCCCCAGAGAGUCUGAACACCAUCUUCCUCCACCUCCCUCCUCUCCACCCUCAACCCCCAGAGAGUCUGAACACCAUCUUCCUCCACCUGCCUCCUCUCCAUCCUCAACCCCCAGAGAGUCUGAACACCAUCUUCCUCCACCUCCCCCCUCUUCACCCUCAGUAGUGCUAACUUAGUUCGCUAGGUGGUCAACACAAUUUUUGGCCAAGGACCACCCCAAAAAAUGCAUCUAGCUAUAACAUUUGGCACAGUAACAUCACACAAACAUGUAUUUCUCAGGGAGAUACUGGUGGAGACCUUUUCGAGGUAACCCGAGGCUGUACAAGUUGUGGUUGUGCAAACCCCAAAACUGAAAGGGAGUUAAGAAAUGCUGUAUGCAUUUUCUGUUAUGUUUUUUAAUUCGACCAAAAUAGUUAGCUAUGUUUGCCUGUUCAGCACAUUGCCUGCCUCUAUACAGCAUUGAUUCCUACCGAGUGUGAACUACCCACCAGAAUGACAAUGAAAACCCAGUGUGGUCAGUAAACAAUGGCUCAUUGUUUCAGUAUGAUAUGUUGGAUAAAUUAAUGAAGACGGACACCAAUGUCAACUUCAAUAGCCUUGUUCAAGCAUUGUACAAAUCCCUACAUGCGGAGUCUGGCAGACAUUCAGACAACCAAUCGAGGCAGAGUAAUUCACCACGAACGGUGAACACAGAGAGAGCCCCAUAGCAUGUAAAUACGGUUGGAAUACAUACACAAAGAGCACUGCCCUGCCUAUAGAAAACCACGCAGAGCUUGUGGAACUAAUAAUCACUUUGCAAAAGUGUGUUUCAAAAGCAAAUGAAGGGUGAGUGAGGGCAAGAUUCAUUGUGUUGAUGAUGUUACUCAAUCUUCAGAACAGUGAAAGUGACAUUUACAUGCAUGAAUCCAUUGGGGCUGUACACUCAAGAGGGAAGAAAUGGUUCAUGACACUACGAUUACACAACAAGCAACAACAAUGUCAACUGGAUUCCGGUGCUACAUGCAACAUAAUGAGCUACAAAGACAAAAUCAAUCUGGCAUCUGACACACAUCUAUUGCCCAGCGACACUAGACUAAAGCUGUACUCAGGAGAACUAAUGUGCUCUAUGGGCAUCUUUGAGACCAAAUGUGUUAUUCGGGGACGCAAUCACAAGCUGGAGUUUGAGAUUGUGAAAACCAGUCAACAUCCUCUCCUCUCAGCCUCUACAUGCUAACGCCUGGGACUGAUGCAGUUCAGCGUACCAAAUGACCUGCACAUUGUGGAGCAUGUCCAGCAUGGACCCCUGUCCAAAGAACAACUACUUAGCAGAUAUAACAAUGUAUUCAACAGGCCUGUUGAAUCAGUGCCUGUGGAGGUACACUUUGAAUUGGAUGAGAGUGUCACUCCAGUCCAGUGUGCUCCUCGCAUUGUGCCCAUUGCAAUGAAAGUGGCUGUGAAGGCCCAGCUGCACAAGUAUGAGGCCGAUGGCCACAUGACAUCUGUGACUGAACCAGCAAUAGGGUCAUAGUGAAAAAACAGAGAAGCUGAGGAUCUGCAUCUGAACCAAGCACUGAAACGAUCCCACUACAUCAUGCCAACACUAGAGGAUGUCCUCUAUAAGCUUUCCAGAGCCAGGAUUUUCACCUUGGUUGAUGCCCGAGAUGCAUUCCUUCAAUGCAAGCUGGACGAAGAAAGCAGCUUCAUGACUACCUUCUGGACCCCAUGGGGUCGGAAACAUUGGCUCAAACUCCCGUUUGGUGUCUCGGUGGCGCCUGAGGUAUACCAACGCAAGCAGCACAAGUUACUGGCUGGGUUCAAGGGUAUUGAACCCAUCGCAGAUGAUGUCCUGAUCGUAGGCUGUGGUGACACAGACGAAGAAGCAGAACGCGACCACGAUGUGAAGCUCCUGGCACUGAUGGAGUGCUGCCGAUCAGUUAAGCUUCGUCUUGGCCUGAAGAAGCUGCAGUUCAAGGAAUAAAGACAGACACCAAUGUCAAGUUCAAUAGCCUCGAUCAAGCAUUGUACAAAUCCCUACAAGCGGAGUCCGGAGAACAGUCCAGCUAGUCGAUUACCUAUCAACUAGACUCCGUAACACUCAUCUGCACGACAUAUAGGUGGACUAUGGGCCAUCAAGUCAUAUGAUGGUUAUGUUCAAAUUACACUGGUCAUAGCACAACCCCAACUCCAAUGUAACGUAACAGGUCAAGCAUUUACAACACUCCUUUACAUUUUUUUUAUUUUUUACAAAAGAUACCUAGAAAACGGUUGAAGCCCAAAUGGCAACCUAUUCCCUACAUAUUGAACUAUGUUUGACACUCCCAGCCCCUGAGAAGCAGGGGUUCUCUAUACGGUGACUUAUGUUCAUUUUUAAAUACUGUAGAGACAUUUGUAAAGUUGUCCUUUUGGAAUCAAUCCAUUCUCUCUUCACACAACAGGAUAUCAUAUAACUCAAAUGGCAUAACUCUGAAAAUCCAAAACACCCUAAUAAAUAAACUAUUUUUUAAAGAUGAA